This is a messenger RNA of Poeciliopsis prolifica (blackstripe livebearer), 3531 nucleotides long. RefSeq names its product RNA polymerase II, I and III subunit H (gene polr2h). The transcript has 6 exons. Gene Ontology annotation, molecular function: DNA-directed RNA polymerase activity. Gene Ontology annotation, cellular component: RNA polymerase III complex; RNA polymerase I complex; RNA polymerase II, core complex. Gene Ontology annotation, biological process: DNA-templated transcription. The record is from RefSeq and is a predicted model, not a curated record. Bases 193 to 645 code for a protein of 150 amino acids. Lineage: Eukaryota; Metazoa; Chordata; Actinopteri; Cyprinodontiformes; Poeciliidae.
CAGAGGUUGAGCACAUUGUUCCUCCGCGGGAUAUUAUGGUUUAGAUAGUUAUGAAUGAAAUCGCAUUGAGUGAACAAAUUUAGUACUUAUAUUCAACCCUUGCGGCCUUUCAACCACUCGGAGUGGUUGUAGUUUUAUGUCCUUAUAGUCUAUUUCAAGAACAGCGUUUGUGGAAAUCAGACUGAACACAAAAUGGCUGGAAUCCUGUUUGAAGAUAUCUUUGAUGUAAAAGACAUUGAUCCAGAUGGCAAGAAGUUUGACAGAGUGUCUCGACUACAUUGUGAAAGUGAAUCUUUCAAGAUGGACCUCAUCUUGGAUGUGAACAUUCAGAUAUAUCCUGUUGAUCUUGGUGACAAGUUCAGACUGGUGAUUGCCAGCACAUUAUAUGAGGAUGGAACACCAGAUGAUGGAGAGUACAACCCUCAGGAUGAUCGACCGUCUCGAGCAGACCAGUUUGAGUAUGUGAUGUAUGGAAAGGUGUACAAGAUUGAAGGCGAUGAAACAUCAACUGAAGCAGCGACACGUCUCUCUGCCUAUGUGUCUUAUGGAGGUCUUCUUAUGAGGCUGCAGGGAGACGCCAACAACCUUCAUGGUUUUGAAGUGGACUCCAGGGUCUACCUUCUUAUGAAAAAGCUGGCCUUCUGAGCACUGGUCUCCUGGUCCACUCACUCACUGCACUCUGUUGUCAUCUAACUUUGAAGUCAUAGUGAAAUUUAUACAUCUAUGUUUGGAGCAAUUUACAGAAGGAUAACAUGGACUAUUGGAAAAAUACUUUUGGAAACACCUUUUCUGUGUCUUAAUUCAUAAAAAUGCUUUAACAGAGACACAGUACACACUCAAGACUUUGGCAAUAACAGAUACAAUCUCAUUCUCAAGCAAUUGUAAAUAAAUAUUUCUUUUAUAAAAACAAUGGUUAGCAGAUGCAAGGCAUUUGCAUAAGGAUCUUGAUCCAUUAUGGGGUUUAUUUUAUUUUUUUCUUUUUCUCAAAACCUGCAAAUACUCGCCUCAAACAUCACAUUUAUUUGGAUUUUUAACAGCACGACACCAGCGAGACUUGCUGUAAUAGUGAGAUGAAACAUCAAAAAUGUUAUCUGAGACAUCUUCAAGGGAAUCACAAGUUUUGUUCAAGGGAAUAACGGUUCAUAUAAUUUAAGUUCGCAUUUACAUAAUUUAUUUUCAGAUGUUACAUUUUCACAACAACCAUUUUGUUUAUUUCAUAUGUCGACAAACCAUUCAACUUAAAGAUUUGUAAAAUCGACUUUGAAUAUUAAGUGGUGUGGCCAUGAAAAAUUCAAGAUGGGGACAAACUGAAAUUCUAUGAUGCUGGGGACUGCAAAUCAAAUUAAAGGCAAGAAAAAGCAGCUUUUGUGCACAAACAGAGCUGUUUAAGCCUGUGAUAAUGAAUGUCACAGGAUAGAGAAGAGUUACCAGUGACUCACGCAUUCCUGAUAAAUGCAAGUAAAACUUUAAUUAACGUGGAAUUUUCUGAUGCAGUAAAACAGGCCUGCCUGCACAUCAUGUAACAACAGUAUACUCAUUUUUUAAAUGAGAAAUAUUUUAAUUUUUCAGAUGGAAAUUGGUAAAUCACAACAUUAGAUCCCCCAAUUCACACUAGCUUCUCACAUAAAUUGUGAUGCAUUUAAUGUGUUCAAAUACAUUGCUGUACAAAAGUAUUCACAUCCCUUUGUUUAUUUUUACAUUCUGAGUUUCACAACAGUAACUAUACUUUCAAUUGAGAUCCACACAAAGCAGUUCAUAAUUUUAAAGAAUAAGAAAAUGUUGUUUUUCCCUUUUUAUUCUCAUAUGUAUACAAUUUUGAAAAGUGUGGAGUGCAUUUAUAUUUAGUUCCCCAGAGCCUAAUUAAAAGAACCCUUUUUGGCUGUAAUUUUAGCUGCAGUUGGUUUUGGGAGGAUCUCACAUUGGCUACAUAGUGCUGGUGAAUGCUAUUCUCAAUUGGCAUUAAGUCUGGAUACAGAUUGUAUCCUUCCUAAAACACUUAUUGUUGUUUUGAGAAUAUUUUUAAAGUCACCUCCAGUCUCUAACAGGGUUUUUAUAUAUAUGGUUGUGCAUAUUUAGAUCUAUCCAGCUAAAUAUGCACAACCACUCCCUGAGACAUUUUAGGCCCACACAACAACAAAAUAUAAAUUACACACAAUCUGAAUUUAAUUACUAACUAGUUUGCUUCUGGAAGCAUGCUGGUUGCACUUUAUGUUUUUGGGGUGCAUCAGAUUAAAUGGGGCAGAAUUCAUUUGCACGCCUCACUUUUCAGACUUAUUUGAAGAACGUUUAUUUUCAUUCCAUUCCAUUGUGUUAAUUUGCAAAGGUCUGUCAUAAAAUCACAAUCACAUUUUAUAUGAAAUGCGAAAAAGUUCAAGCAGGAAUACUUUUGCUAGGCACUGGAAACACUAAUGUCAGCUACCUUAAAAAAUCCCCAAAAUCUACUAUUUGCUGUACAGUUUUUGAAACAAAAAUAUUAUGACUGAUGACAAAAUUAAUUAGAUCAGACAGGCUAAAACAGGAGUGUCAAACUCCAAUCCUCAAGGGCCGGUGUCCUGCAGUUUUUAGAUGUGCUACAGGUACAAAACACUGGAAUGACAUGGUUUGAUGACCUCCUCCUUGUGUAGAUAAGUUCUCCAAAGCCUUGCCAAUGACCUGAUUAUUCUAUUCAGGUGUGGUGCAGCAGAGGCACAUCUAAAAGUUGCAGGGCAGUGGAACCUCCAGGACUGGAGUUUGACACCUAAAAAAAAUAUUUUUUUAUGUUUAACACACUUUCAUAUUGGUGAACUUUGUCAGUUGUCAGGUUUUUAAUGGUUACUCUUAAAGACUCCAUUCAAAUGCAUUUAAAAUGCAUAUGAAUGCUUAUGAAAACAGGAAUGAAGAUUCAUGUUACAGUUUGGAACGUCACUAGUUUUUGUGCUACCGGAAGUGACGUAAUCUGCCUUUGGGGAGAUUUAUACGUAUUUAGUUGGGUAGGAUUGGUCGUGGCGAACAGCAUCUGUUCUGAGACUUUAAAAAAUUUUUUGUCAAGUCGCUUCACACUUUUUAGCUGCUCCGAAUAGAAAAACACAGUACGUUCUCAGUGGUUUUCUUUCUCCUGUCUUCCGGCUGUGGACAGAUUUAAGGUCUCAUCUCCGUCGGCACUAAUUGGAAGCGCACAGGACUUUUUCAGCAGAGCUUCGUGUGGAGACGGCGAUGUCUUGGGAAAAAUCAGCGAAAAAAAAUUAAGUGAACCACAAUGGACUAUCAACGUAAAAAGAAACUGACAUUCUCCACCAUUGGACUCAUUUUUCUUUUUAGCGGUGUGGAAUAUGGUAAGAAGUUGAAACUGCUCACUGACGCUCUGUAUUAGACGGGCAGUGACAUAACUAGUGAAUAUAUUUAUUUGAGCUACAGUCUUGUGUGUCUUUUAAAAGAGUCUGCAGUUUUGAAAGCUACGGAAGUGGAUUUGAUCAUACAUUCUGUUUAAAUGCCAUCGAUUUUGCUAACAGUUUUGACCUGAACCAAUAAAUGAACAAAAAGUGUAUUCUUUUA